CCCCGAUGCCCCCCCAGGUGUCCAUCGUCCGCAGCACGACCAUCACGCUGAGCCCCAGCUCGGAGAUGGACGUCUCCCUGGUCUACAAGGGCUUCAUCUACCCGCUGCUGGCCGGACCCCCCCCUGCCCCCCAUGUCUCCAUCUGGGCCCGUGUGCAGCGCCUCCACGUGAUCGCCAAGCUGGGCCGCGCCCCCAACGCCCCCGAGCUGGAGGAGGUGGGGCGCUGGGCCGUGCAGCAGGAGAAGGAGACGCACCCCCUGCAGCGCCCGGGCUCCCAGCGGCUCUUCGGCAGCCCCGAGCGGGGCAACAAAUACCUGGUGCAGGUCGAGGGGCAUCUCAACAGCUCGGGGACCGGGCAGAGCAGCGAGCUCACCCUCGUCUGGGACCGCACCGGGGUGCCGGGUGGCAGCGUGAGUGACCCCCUGGGUGCCCCCCACCCUGUACCCCCUGCCCCUGUGUAA
This is a messenger RNA of Chelonoidis abingdonii (Abingdon island giant tortoise), 461 nucleotides long. The record is from RefSeq and is a predicted model, not a curated record. Lineage: Eukaryota; Metazoa; Chordata; Testudines; Testudinidae.